This is a messenger RNA of Malus domestica (apple), 1525 nucleotides long. RefSeq names its product RHOMBOID-like protein 2. Gene Ontology annotation, cellular component: membrane. Lineage: Eukaryota; Viridiplantae; Streptophyta; Magnoliopsida; Rosales; Rosaceae. The record is from RefSeq and is a predicted model, not a curated record. Gene Ontology annotation, biological process: proteolysis. Gene Ontology annotation, molecular function: serine-type endopeptidase activity.
GACUGUUAAAACUUAAAUCUACAACCUUCUCUCUCUCUUCUGCUUCCAAUUCCUUUCGCGUCAUCGAAAAAACACGUCUUCCACUCGCUUCCAAGUUACUUCUCAAAUCUCUGCUCCCCAAUUCCUCCUUCCUCUGAAAAUAUAUACCACCGAAUCCACCCAAAAACGAGACGCCUUUCUCACUCUACAAGCCCAAAGUUUCACACUUUCCAGAGAGAGAGAGAGAGAAACAGAAUCUGAACAAUCGAAACAAUGGCUGAUCCAGAACGAGGACCGCCAACAAAACCCAGACCCACCAAUUACAAUUACAACUCCAACCAGUACUACGUGGGAACAUCCGAAACCCAAUGGACAUCGUGGCUGAUUCCUAUGUUCGUGGUGGCCAAUGUUGUUGUCUUCAUCGUCGCCAUGUCCAUCAACAACUGCCCAAAACACAAUCUUGGUUUCGCCGACAAGUGCGUGGCCAAGUUUCUGGGUCGGUUUUCGUUCGAGCCUCUCAGGGAGAACCCUCUGUUCGGUCCUUCUUCUGAUACAUUGGAAAAAUUGGGAGCUCUUGAAUGGUUCAAGGUUGUACAUGGGCAUCAAGGAUGGAGGCUUUUCACUUGUAUGUGGUUGCAUGCUGGUGUCAUCCAUUUGCUUGCAAACAUGCUCAGCUUGGUCUUUAUUGGCAUCCGUCUUGAGCAGCAGUUUGGGUUUGUACGCGUGGGGAUAAUCUACCUGUUGUCUGGAUUUGGUGGGAGCAUAUUAUCUGCCCUUUUCAUUCAGAACAAUAUUUCUGUUGGUGCUUCUGGCGCUUUGUUUGGACUUCUCGGAGCUAUGUUAUCAGAGCUUAUUACUAACUGGAGUAUAUACACAAAUAAGGCCGCCGCACUAUUGACGCUUAUAGUCAUUAUCGCCAUUAACUUAGCUGUUGGGAUUCUUCCUCAUGUUGACAACUUCGCCCACAUUGGAGGAUUCUUGAGUGGCUUUCUCCUUGGCUUUAUUUUUCUACUUCGUCCCCAGUUUGGAUGGACAGAGUCUCGGAAUCUUGCAGCCAAUGCUCGUGUCAAAUCUAAGCAUAAGCCUUACCAAUAUGUUCUUGUGUUGGUUGCCUCUGCCUUGCUGAUUGCCGGAUUAACUACAGGAUUGGUGUUACUGUUCAAAGGAGAGAACUUAAACAAGCACUGCAGUUGGUGCCAUUACCUAAGCUGCGUGCCAACGUCAAAAUGGAAAUGCGGGAACUGAUACGAGGAGGAUCGUCCUGUGUCUCUGACUUGUUCAUCUCGUUUCCUAUUCUUUUCUUCUUUGCGUGAUGAUAUGUGUUUCUUUCUUUCAAUUGGAGCUUUCAGUCACUAAUGUACAUGCGUAGAACGGCAUAUGAUUAUGAGAUGCUCUAGCUUUGCUUUGGAACAUGGGGAUACCAAUGUAUAUUUGAUACAGUUUACGGACGAUGUCGUGUCCCGUUAUAUACUGAGAUUUGUUUUCACACGAUGGAUUUUUUCCUCCUUGUGCGCUUGUGUAGCUUUUUCUUUACCAAAUUAAUAUU